AUGUUGAGCGGGGAGUGCUCACCCAAUGUCACAAACCUGGAGAGGAGAAGCGACGAGGACAGGUCUGGCGAGUCCUGUCACAAGAGCAACAUGGUGAAGAAGGAUUUCAACAGCAGGAUGGACGCCCUCAUAGAGUUCACCGAUAGCUCUCGUAAUAGGAUCUCUCUGAUGGAAUCCCAAAACAAGACAAAGAAGAGAGAGCUAGAGGACGAGUACCUGUUUUUAAAAAAAAUAGGAGACGUGUGCAAGCUCAGUUGCGAUUAUUACUUGGAGACAAAUGUGAGUUUUCACGAGGCGUGUGAGAAUUUCAACAUUUUGUUCAGGGCAUUUGAGGAGUCCCUUCUUAACGUAAAGAACAAAGGAGAUGAGGCAGACGUGGUUGCAGAGAAGCUGAGCAAGGUAGCAGACAAGGUCAACCUUCAAAUGAAAGAAAGCAAAGAGGCGUACGAAACAUCGAAGAAGGAACUAGUCCUUCUCCAAACAGAUGUCCAUUACAUGAGGAACGAAUCUGAAAAUAUUAUGAACAAAAUAAAAGAAGUGGAUUACCAAAUUAACCAGCACAAGGAGGCCUUCGAGUCGUUUCACAUUUUGACCCACCUGAACACUGAGCGGAUGUCGGUGCUACAGAAUGACUUCACGAAGAUGGAGGAGGAGCGGGGGGAAGUGUUGAGGGGAAUUGAGGAGGCUGCGUCUGGCGCGGUGGCCGCACGGGAUGGUCUGGUCGUGCAGAAGGGGCAACUGGAGGAAGAGAGGGAGGCCUUGCUCGGGAAGGAACGCGAAUUGACCCACAAGAAGGAGAAGCUAGCCAUACGGAAGAGCGAAGCCAUGUCGGACAAUGAUCGGCUCAAGUCUCAGAUGCAGUUCAUGCAAAAUCAGCUGUCAUCGCAGGAGCAUUUCCUGAGUGUCAUCAAGUGUGGCCUGGACGGAAGCAUUCAGACGAGGAAAGAAUUGAGUUCCGUUUUAGGUGGCAUCAACAAGGAGAUAGAGGAGGUGGAAGACCUCAUGGAGGUUUGCAGGAAGGAAGAGGUGGAGGAGAGGAAGAAGUGUCAUGAGAUGGAAGAAAAGGUUAAGAAGCUAGCCACGGAGUUGGAAGGGCGCGAAAGGAAGUUAGAGGCACUUGCGCAGGAGGAAAAGACGAUGAGAGGGAAGGUUGAAGGGGAACGAAGUAACGUUAACCAGAACCUGCUGAACGAGUUGGUUAAGGAGAAGAAGCUAAUAGAUGGUGAGAUUGGGAGCUACCAGGAGGAGGCAGGCAAGUUGGUUCUACGCGAGGGGGGUAAGCUGGAGGGGUUGUUAGGUGGAGGUGCAGCUGUUGUGCUGGGUGAUCUGCUGAGUGGCGUACCCUCUAGUGUGCCCCAUGCAACGAACGAGGUGAACACAGCCGACCCUGACAAAUCCAUCCCGCGGGAGCACCCCCUUGACGCACAGUCCCCCGCGAGUGAAGCGUUCUUAAGAGGGUUGCAGGAGGCUAUAGACACUGUGAAGGAAAGAAUAAACGAAGAGCAAAACGAGGUUUGGAGGAAGGAAAGAGAAGUGCAAAGGAUAAAUGCCCUGACUAAUGAGCUGCGCAGCAAAGUACAGGAUGAAGAGGGUAGAGGGACCAAGUUAGACCUGUUGAUGAAGGAAAAAAGGGAGCAGAUCACCAUGCUUAGGGAAAAGGAAAGGGAGGUGGAGAAGCAACUCUCUCGCAUGCAGGACGUGACCAAAGAAGAGAAACUCAAUUAUGAAGAGAAACAAAAGGAAGCGAAGAGAAUGGAGGAGAAGCUGUUACACAAUAAUGAAAUUGAAAAAGAAGAAUUGUCCUUACUUGAGCAGGAGUACCACGAGAGGAAGGACAAGCUGUUGUCUUCAUCGGGGGAUGGACUUAUAAUGGUGAGUUCUGAGGAUAAGAGAAAAAUGAAGGAAGAUGUGAAUGCGUACUUGGUAAAGACAAAGAUGGAGUUUGAUUUGAAGAAGAGGCAGUUCGAAAAGAGCGAGAGGGAGAAGUAUGAAGAGGUCGGGAGUCAGUUGGAUGGAGAGCUUAAGCGGAAGAACGAGUUAAUUGCUUAUUAUGAGGAGUUGAUUGGCAGGAAGGAGAAGAUGGGUGUGAGGCCGGGAGAGAGCAGUGCGGCUCCGCAGGAGAGGAUGGCGGGGAUGGGGAAUACGAAGCGGGCAGACAGUCGGGCGGACGGUAGGGCGGACAGCCGAGCGCACCGAUCGGGCCCUUCCACGGAGAGAAGGAAGUCCGCCCAGCGGGGCGGCACUGUCCACAGGAGUAGCAGCGGUGUUGACGCGUCGGCUAGCACGUCUGCUAACAUGAUCAGUAGCACGUCCCGUAACAGCGACACCAACAGGAGCACCACCGGUGCGAACGUCCGCAAGGUGGUGAACAACGCGCCGGACACGUACAAGUUCAGUUACUUCGAUGUGACCUCUCCAGGGGAGAUGAGGAAAAAUAUGAAUUUGCAGAGCCGGUCCGUGAAGUCACCUCACAUCGCGAGGUUACUUGAAAAGAUAAAACUGAGGAAGGAAUGCCAGACGCUCGUGGGCACUAAAAAGGUGCCGUUGACUCAGGUGAGCAGUAGCGACGGCAGACGGAGCAGGACCAUUGGGGGCAGCUCUGGUAAGAGGGCAAGUACGGGUAAAAGUGGCAAGGGUGCAGGUCACAAGAAAUCCUUCGUCAACACGAAGGCACCCAAGAGCAACGACUCCUUUGACCUGUUCCACCAUCUGUGA
Messenger RNA from Plasmodium fragile, 2715 nucleotides. RefSeq lists its product as uncharacterized. NCBI's taxonomy places the organism in Eukaryota, Apicomplexa, Aconoidasida, Haemosporida, Plasmodiidae. The record is from RefSeq and is a predicted model, not a curated record. The transcript is spliced from 3 exons. The coding region runs from base 1 to 2715 and encodes 904 amino acids.